This is a messenger RNA of Megalops cyprinoides (Indo-Pacific tarpon), 2751 nucleotides long. RefSeq names its product homeodomain-interacting protein kinase 2-like. The coding region runs from base 1 to 2751 and encodes 916 amino acids. NCBI's taxonomy places the organism in Eukaryota, Metazoa, Chordata, Actinopteri, Elopiformes, Megalopidae. The transcript has 12 exons. The record is from RefSeq and is a predicted model, not a curated record. Gene Ontology annotation, cellular component: cytoplasm; nucleus; PML body. Gene Ontology annotation, biological process: intrinsic apoptotic signaling pathway in response to DNA damage by p53 class mediator; peptidyl-threonine phosphorylation; smoothened signaling pathway. Gene Ontology annotation, molecular function: protein serine/threonine kinase activity; protein tyrosine kinase activity; transcription corepressor activity.
AUGGGCUCGCAAGUGCAAGUCUUCUCCCCCCACGCUCUCCAGUCUAGCGCCUUCUGUAGCGUGAAAAAGCUGAAGGUGGAGCCAAGGUGCGACUGGGACAUGACUGGGAACGGCGCGCACACCAAGGUGUACAGCCACACCAAUAAGAACAUGCCAGCUCUCCCGCUGGGCAUGGGCGUGGGCCCCGCCCUGCCCUACGAGCAGGCACUUCUCCUCCCAUCGGGGGCUGGGCACGUGGUGGUGGCCCCGGCAGGCAGGGCCCUGGGGGCUGGCGCCGGACACAAUCUGACAUGCCGGAGCAUGGUGAGCCUGGUGGACAUGUACCAGCAGUGCGGCCUCAAGCGCAAGAGUGAGGAGCUGGAGGGUAGCAGCAGCAUACAGAUCGUGGAGGAGCAGCCUCCCAUGCUCCCAAACACCGCCACAGCCGCUGCUGUCGCCGUCACCUCUGCCAAGAAUAGUGACUCCAGUGGUGAAGGCGACUACCAGCUGGUGCAGCACGAGGUGCUCUGCUCCAUGACCAACACCUACGAGGUGCUGGAGUUCCUGGGCCACGGCACCUUUGGUCAGGUGGUCAAGUGCUGGAAGCAUGGCACCAAUGAGAUUGUGGCUAUCAAGAUCCUGAAGAAUCACCCAUCAUACACGCGGCAGGGUCAGAUUGAGGUGAGCAUCCUGGCGCGGCUGAGUUUGGAGAAUUCUGAUGACUACAACCUUGUGCGUGCCUAUGAGUGCUUCCAGCACAAGAGUCACACCUGCCUGGUGUUCGAGAUGCUGGAGAAGAACCUCUAUGACUUCCUGAAGCUGAACAAGUUCAGCCCGCUGUCGCUGCGGCACAUCCGGACUGUGUUGCAGCAGGUGGCCACCACGCUCAUGAAGCUCAAGAGCUUGGGCCUCAUCCACGCUGACCUCAAGCCCGAGAAUAUCAUGCUGGUGGACCCCACCCGGCAGCCGUACCGUGUCAAGGUUAUCGACUUUGGCUCGGCCAGCCAUGUCUCCAAGGCCAUCUGCUCCAAAUUUCUCCAAUCUAGUUACCACCGGGCUCCUGAGAUAAUCCUGGGCCUGCCCUUCUGCGAAGCCAUUGAUAUGUGGUCCCUGGGCUGUGUUAUUGCCGAGCUCUUCCUGGGUUGGCCUCUGUACCCGGGGGCAUUUGAGUAUGACCAAAUCCGGUGCAUCUCUCAGACACAGGGCUUGCCAGCAGAAUACUUGCUAAGUGCAGGGACCAAGACGACCAGAUUCUUCAAUAGAGAACAACACUCCUACCCUCUGUGGAGUCUGAAGACACCAGAGGACCAUGAGGGGGAGACAGGGAUCAAAUCAAAGGAAGCCCGGAAGUACAUCUUCAACUGUCUGGAUGACAUGGCACAGGUGAACAUGACAGCGGACCUGGAGGGAAGCGACAUGCUGGCUGAGAAGGCGGACCGCCGUGAGUUCAUCGACCUGCUGACCAAGAUGCGGACGAUUGACGCUGACAAGAGGAUCACCCCCAUCAUAACACUCAACCACCCCUUCGUAACCAUGACCCACCUGCUCGACUUCCCACAUAGCACGCUGAGCUCCCAUCCCCACAGCAACUAUUAUAACUCCAUCACGCAACAGCCGGCUUUGCUGACUGGUCAUGUGAUGCUGCCCUCUACCCAGUCCCUGAAUGUGGGUGUGGCCCAUGUAAUGAGGCAGCAGCCAACCAACAACUCAUCCUCCAAAAAGAACAAGCAACAGCACCAAGGGUCUGCCAGAAAGGUUUCGGCAUGCGAGGUGUCGUCCUCACAAGUGCUGUCAUCCCCGCAGCGCUCCAAGCGCAUGAAAGACAACACGCCACCAUGGUGUGCUAUUGUCCCAAACAUGCUGCUCCUGGCUUGCGGACCCCCCCUCUCUUACAGCAGCUGCAGCGAGCUGACCUCCAGUACCACCCUGGACAAAGCCCACCCCCAUGCCCCACAGCAGACCAUCGUCAUCCCCGACACGCCCAGCCCAGCUGUUAGCAUCAUCACCAUCAGCAGCGACACAGACGAGGAGGAUGAUCACAAGCAGGCCAGCAGCAGCAUGCCCAAGCAGAGGAUCAAUGUGGUCAGCUGUGUGACGGUACACAACUCCCCCGCCUCAGACUCCUCUGAUGGCAGCCCCUACUCUGUGGAGUCCUUCCCAUCCAGCGCCGGUGGCCUUCACUCCAAGCCUGCAUUGCUGGACAGCUACUGUCACUUCAGUCCCCGCACCAUCGUCAUCCCGCCCCUCAAGGCCCAGGCCAAUGAGACGGCAGCUGAGUGUGAGCGCAUGCAGCCAGAUAGUUUGACCCACCAGAACUCAGUUUACAAGUUCAAAGCUUCCAAUGGGAUGCUGUCAGGCAGCAACGCCAUGGGGAUAGGGGCUGGGGGCAGGUACCGGCAGCAGCGCUCUGGGGCUCACCUCUUCCAGCAGCAGCCUCUCAACCUCAGCCAGUUAGGGAAAUGUGCACAGCACCAUGCGGCAGCUGAGCGGAACAGCGCGCACUGGCAGCAGCAGGCCUAUAUCACGCCCACCAUCAUGGCCCAGGCGCCGUACUUCUUCCACCACAACAGCCCCUCCCACACGGUUGCUGUUCACCCACACCUGGCUACCGCCCACCUCUCCAUCCAGCCUCACCUCUUCACCUACACUGCCCCCACCCCCCAGGGCUCGGCCCACCAUGCCGUCCCACAUGCAACCUACCUGCCAGGCAUUGUUCACCAGGUGCACGUCAGUGUGGGCCACCCCUCCCCCACCCUUCACCACAGCCAGUAA